AUGGCCUUAACGAGCGACGAUGCCCUACCUUCGAGGCUCUAUCAAUAUCAUGACCUCAGUCGUCCCGGGCGUCCUUCCACCCGCUCUGGCAUAUCCCACUACAUAUUCCGUCGCCAAUUCAUUGCUUCGUGUGCCGCGCUUGCAAUCGUCUCUGUCGCUGCUCUCGCCCUCCUUACACUCGUAACCACUCCCACUCAGCUCCAGUCGUUUCUCACUGCUGCUCCUGUCACAGAAGUCGAGGAUGCACAGUCCUACCUCUUGGGGCCACCCACCCAGAGCUUGAGAGACAACCUGCGGAACGACACAAAAUACAUCACCUCGUGGUUGAACGCAGGAUGGAUUUCAUUCCAUCCCAUAUCGGCCCGGAGGCACCUACUUUACCCUUCGGCCAUGUUUUUGACGUCCCACGUCCUCAGCAAAGCUCUCAGGAUCCCUGUUCUAGAGUGGGAUCAAGUCAAGGACGUCAACAGCAGUUCCCUCGACGAACUCGGGUGCUGGGCGGUCUGGCCGAUCGUUGAGCAAGGGGCACCACCGCGCGAUAGCUUCCCUCAUUCCAAAGCUAAAUCUGGGCAACUCGCCCGUCUGGCAUAUCCGGAAGCUCGGGAGACUGCAAUUAGUCAACCUCCCGACCCCUCUCCGCAACAUCAGGUAUCCCUCCCUCCAGACGAUCAUCUUCUUUGUUAUGAUUACCUGUAUUACACGGCGGUGACAAGCGCAUGGGAAUGGAAUUGGGAUUACAGCCCGGUGUGGAGGUUCGUUGGAAAACACAUGCACUGGAACGCAACGCUCGAGAAGCUUGCGGACGAGCACGCCAGACGAGCUAUGAACAUUUCAGAUGGCGAGCCGACCCCCCCUUUCAUCUCGAUUCAUAUGCGGCACGGCGACUUCCGCAUUUACUGCAACGAAUUUUCUGAUGAUCAGUGCUUCGUGCCACUACCCGCAGUCGCUCGGCGAGUUGCAGAGGUACAACAAGAACUCUUCGACAAAAAGGGUAUUAACGUUUCACACGUCAUCAUGACGAGUGACGAAAGAGAUCCCAAUUGGUGGGCUGAAGUCCGCAAAUAUGGAUGGACUUGGGUAGAUUACGCGGCCGAACGAACUGUGGAAAAAUACGGCAGGUGGUAUCCAGUUCUAUUGGACGCCAUUCUGCAGUCCCGUGGGGCCGGCUUUGUCGGUACAGAAUACUCAACGAUGUCCCUGCUCGCGUUACGCAGAGUGCAAGACUGGGAUGACGGUGCUGUGCGGAUGGCCAAGUGGGGUAGACCAGGUGCCGAUGACCAUUGA
Pisolithus orientalis is the source of this 1284-nucleotide messenger RNA. RefSeq lists its product as uncharacterized. NCBI's taxonomy places the organism in Eukaryota, Fungi, Basidiomycota, Agaricomycetes, Boletales, Pisolithaceae. The coding region runs from base 1 to 1284 and encodes 427 amino acids. The record is from RefSeq and is a predicted model, not a curated record. The transcript has 7 exons.